Molecule: messenger RNA, 1200 nt
Organism: Gracilinanus agilis (Agile Gracile Mouse Opossum)
Lineage: Eukaryota; Metazoa; Chordata; Mammalia; Didelphimorphia; Didelphidae
Gene: WFDC1
Product: WAP four-disulfide core domain 1
Exons: 6
Coding region: 302-979 (225 amino acids)
Biological process (GO): regulation of cell growth
Cellular component (GO): extracellular region
Molecular function (GO): peptidase inhibitor activity
Source: RefSeq, a predicted model, not a curated record
GAACGUAGCUGUCUUGAGUGCCAGAUGUGGAGGAAGACUAAAAAUAAUCUCCCAGGCUAUCACUGAGGGAGAAGAAACACGUGCUCGGGGCGAGCGAGCGCCGGAUCCCAGGACCCCGAGCCGGGCGGAGCAGAAAGAGUCCCCCAGCUCGUGGCCCCAACGCUGCGCUCUGGGCACCACACGCACGGUGGGAGCCGCUCCUUCCCAGGCUGCUCCCCGCCCACUCCGCGCCGGGCUGCCCCCCUCCAUUCUGAAGCCUUCACAGCUUGGGACUCGGCUCUUCGCAUUGCUUGGGAGGAAAAUGGACCCCAGAAGUUGCAGACGGGGAAGACAGCCUCGGGGCUGGGGAAGCUUCUUCCCCCUGACUCUGUGCAUCCUCCUGUUGCUACUAGAUACGGGCUCUGCAAGAGGGUUAUGGAAACGCGCCGUACACCUGAAGUUGGCGGAGAAAUCCCAAGAUUAUGAAUAUCCUCUCCAUUCUCAUGGUGGCCACCAUCCCCGGAAUGAGCGCUGUCCCCCGCCCCCCCAAACACUACCCAAAGGGGCUUGUGAAGUGACCAGCUGCCGCUCAGACUCCGUAUGUGAAAGGCACAAACGUUGCUGCUUCAAUGGGUGCACCUAUGCCUGCCUGGAAUCAGUGCAACCUCCACCAGUUCUAGAUUGGCUGGUACAGCCCAAACCACGCUGGCUAGGUGGCAAUGGCUGGCUGCUCGAUGGCCCGGAGGAGGUAUUACAAGCAGAGGCCUGUAGCACCACAGAGGACGGGGCAGAACCUCUCCACUGCCCCACAGGCUACGAAUGUCACAUCCUAAACCCUGGCAACUCUGCAGAGGGAAUCCCCAACAGAGGACAGUGCAUCAAGCAACGGAAGACUUCUGAUGGACAAAACCUGAAACAUAAGCCCUACAAGGAAGUCGUAGGAAGUAAUGCCAAUUAUGUAGUUGGCCAUGAGAAAGAGCAACAGAAACGUUUGCAGUAAUCUAACGGGUGAAUUGAAAAUGUGUGAAUAAAUGAAAAGUUAUGCAAACUUGGCCCUGAAGAAGAGAUAUAGAAUGCAACGCCCUCCUUGCUUUGGAGAAGUGGGGUACUACGGGUACGGAGCACUUCAUACAACACCGAAUUUGGCUUAUUGCUGUGUUGGUUAGUUUUGUUGAACUAUUUUUUUCUAUGGCUCUCUGGGGGAGGAGGGAAGGGUAUAUU